AAGUCGACACUCAGAAAUACAGCUCCAAAUGCAUGCUGUCCACAUAUAACUAUGAUAUGAUCCACUUUUGAAAUCCUCAUCUCCUCCCCAAAUCUACAAGCUUGUAGCGAUCUAAUCUACACAGACAGAAAUGGAAUCUGCGGCGGUGGUUCUGUACCCUUUUCCAGGGAUGGGCCACCUGGUUUCCAUGGUGGAACUUGCAAAACUAAUCCACAUUCACGACCCUUCACUCUCUGUUAACGUCUUCAUCACUCCGGCGCCUUUUGAUACUACUGGCUCCACUGAAAACUACAUCAACACCGUCUCCGCCGCCACUCCUUCCAUCAACUUCCACCGUUUCCCCACCGUCCCACUUCCACCAGACUUCUCUUCAGAUUUCAUGGACCUUGCUUUUGGUAUCCCGGAGCUUUACAACCCAAUUGUCCACGACACCCUCGUAACCAUCUCCAAAAAAUCAACCAUUAAAGCUGUCAUUCUGGAUUUCUUUUCUAAUGCGGCUUUUCGAGUAUCUAGAUCGCUAAACUUUCCGACUUACUACUUCUAUACAAGUGGCGCUUCUGGCCUUUGUGAGUUCUUGUACCUCCCUACCAUCCACAACAAUACUUCAAAAAACAUUAAAGAUCUAGACAUUUACUUUGAUAUUCCUGGUGUACCUCCCAUUCAUGCUUCUGACAUGCCACCGGUUAUGUUUGAUAGAGAAACCGACAUGUACAAAAACUUCAUAGACACUGCUAGUAACAUGGCGAAAUCUUCGGGUCUAAUUGCAAACAGUUUUGUGGGUCUUGAAGAAAGAGCUGUUGAUGCGAUUAGGAAUGGUAAAUGCACCACCUAUGAUCCAACUCCGCCGCUUUAUCUAAUCGGGCCUUUGAUUGCCAGUGGUAAUCAAGUGGAUCCUAGUGAAAAUGAGUGCUUCAAAUGGUUAGAUGCACAACCGAGUAGAAGUGUAGUGUUUUUAUGUUUUGGGAGUAUGGGUGUGUUUGAGAUACGCCAGUUGAAGGAAAUGGCUAUUGGGUUGAUGAAAAGUGAGCAAAGAUUUUUGUGGGUGGUGAGGGAUCCACCACCAGAUAACGAAAAAGAUUCGGAUUCGUGUGGUAAAGAUCUCGGGCUUGAUGCUAUUCUUCCUGAAGGGUUUUUGGACAGGACCGCGGAUAAGGGUCUGGUGGUGAAAAACUGGGCACCGCAGCCGGCUAUACUUAGUCAUGAUUCUGUAGGUGGAUUUGUAACUCACUGUGGGUGGAACUCGAUGCUUGAGGCGGUGGUUGCUGGGGUUCCGAUGGUGGCGUGGCCAUUGUAUGCGGAGCAAAAGAUGAAUAGGGUGUUUUUGGUUGAAGAAAUGAAGGUGGCAGUGGCGGUGAAAAUGUCGGCAGAUGGGUUUGUGACUGCGGAGGCGGUGGAGGAGAAGGUGAGGGAGUUGAUGGAGGGUGAGGAAGGGAGAGCGGUGAGAGAACGGGUUUUAGAGAUGAGGCGAAGAGCAAAGGCGGCAUUGGGGGACGGCGGCUCGUCCCGAGUUGAUUUCUUGAAAUUAACCAACUCCUGGAUGGACAUGUAAAUGUUGAUACGUGGAAUCAAUGGUACUUUUUAAUUGUUGUUUGUGUGCGUUUGUGUUCGUGAACCGUUCGUUUAUACUUUUAGCGAACGAUCAUAAAGUAUAAACGAUCUGGACCUUGAUUUUUGUAACCUAACCUAGAGUGAAUGUUGUGAAUAUCCAUAUCUAAAAAACAAUCUGCACCUUGAUUUUUGUAACCUAA
This is a messenger RNA of Helianthus annuus (common sunflower), 1748 nucleotides long. RefSeq names its product UDP-glycosyltransferase 88B1-like. The transcript has a single exon. NCBI's taxonomy places the organism in Eukaryota, Viridiplantae, Streptophyta, Magnoliopsida, Asterales, Asteraceae. The record is from RefSeq and is a predicted model, not a curated record. The coding region runs from base 131 to 1549 and encodes 472 amino acids. Gene Ontology annotation, molecular function: UDP-glycosyltransferase activity.